AUGCUGCGAGAAGCGCAAAGAGCAGGAUUUGACAUCGAUAAAGAUGCCGAAGAGAUUCCAGUUCCUAAUCAGAGAACAAUUUAUGACGCAUCAGGAAACCCAAUGGAGUUUAAAGAAUCGACGUUGGGCCACCGAAGGAAGACCCAUCGCGUCUGUUCCAUCCGGUUACGGGAGCUUACAGGACCCGCUAGAGGAUUCGAUGCACGUGUGUCGAUGCGUAUGAAACGAUCGACACGACGGUGUCAUUGGGACACUCUGCUACGAGCCUCGGAAUCAGCCCAAGACCCAAGCGAGACAAGAAAGACGAUGCCGACACCAGCACCAGUGCAACCAAGCCCAAGGACGAGCAGCCGAAGAAGAAGCUGA
This is a messenger RNA of Haemonchus placei, 366 nucleotides long. The record is from the annotation of a GenBank genome assembly. Lineage: Eukaryota; Metazoa; Nematoda; Chromadorea; Rhabditida; Trichostrongylidae.